Molecule: messenger RNA, 1362 nt
Organism: Colletes gigas
Lineage: Eukaryota; Metazoa; Arthropoda; Insecta; Hymenoptera; Colletidae
Product: junctional adhesion molecule B-like
Exons: 6
Coding region: 376-1239 (287 amino acids)
Biological process (GO): synapse organization
Cellular component (GO): neuron projection membrane
Source: RefSeq, a predicted model, not a curated record
UAUCGGUUCGUCUUUCGAUCGAAAAUGGUCGCUCGUUAAACGCGAUGAAUCGAGCGACGCGUCCCUCCGCUUUGAUCGAGGAUUCUGUUUGUUCGACGAUCGUGAUCGUUGUCCCGGGAUCGGCAAGAAAUGUAUAGUAACGCUUUUGUGCGUAAACGUUCAAACGUCGUGGGUGCAACAUACGUUCGUUCGCUGUCGGGGGAAGAGAUCGGUUACGCGGACACGCCGAGGGAACUCGUCGCGAGACGUACGACGUGGAAUGGAAAUCGUCGAGGGAUGAUCGUGCAGCCGCCGAUUGAUUUCGGAGAGUUCUGGGAAUCGCGGGGAAACAGAAGGGGUAGCGAAUGAAAAUGAAAGAGUCUCGUGCGUAAAAAAAUGGCACCGUUCCACGGCAUGGCCCUUAUACUGCUUGGAAUCGGGUACCUGUUACACGCCGAACCGCCGUCCGGUCAUCGGAACCUAGCGGUGCAACGGCUCGACGACGAGAAGCUCGACAAAGCGGAACAACGCUCGCAUCGAGGGACGAAAAGGACUUAUUUUUUCAAAGACACGUCCCAAAAGGUGACCGCCAUUGUGGGACAAACCGUUGUGCUGUUGUGCCGCGUUAGGAACCUGGGCAACAGAACCGUGUCCUGGAUCCGAAAAAAGGACUUGCACAUCCUAACGUCCAAGUCCGUGACUUAUACGAGCGACGCAAGAUUUACGAUAGUCGGCAAUCCGGAGAACGACGACUGGAAUCUGCGAAUAGAUUACGUGCAACCACGGGACGCCGGCAUUUACGAGUGUCAAGUUAAUACAGAGCCCAAGAUAUGUAGGGCGGUCGCAUUGAAAGUUUUGGACGUGCAGGCGAAGAUUACAGGGCCCGAAGAGGUGUACGUCAAGAAGGGUAGCACGAUCAGUUUAACUUGCAUCGUGGACAUACAGGAUAUUCCCCCGAAUAACGUGACUUGGUACCAUGCCGGUGCAGUGAUCGAUUUCGACGGUCCAAGGGGCGGUGUUUCCCUGGAAACGGAGAAAGGUAAGAAUGGCACGACCAGCAAGCUGCUAAUAACUCGCGCGCUGCUCAAUGACAGCGGCAAUUACACGUGCGUCUCGAGCAAGGUUGCCUCGGCGAGCGUGAUGAUUCACGUGUUGAACGGUGAACAUCCUGCAGCGAUGCAACACGGCGGCACCGGUAACGUCAACAGAAGAGCGAUUUUAUUCAGCCUGGUGCUCCUGGUGGACGCGAUAUUUCGGUGAGCGACGUUUCUCUGCCUCUCGGCCCCCGGUGGCCCUUCCGCGAAGGGUUUUCAACGCCGGCGCCCACGAUCGCUUUACCAGUGGCUCGCCAAAGUGAUAUAUCGAAGGGGACUCGAUGUGUGA